Molecule: messenger RNA, 1107 nt
Organism: Gossypium raimondii (Peruvian cotton)
Lineage: Eukaryota; Viridiplantae; Streptophyta; Magnoliopsida; Malvales; Malvaceae
Exons: 1
Coding region: 311-1000 (229 amino acids)
Source: RefSeq, a predicted model, not a curated record
UUCUUGGAGGGCCUUUCGGUGCUAAUUGAAGAACCUUCAUUGUUUUUUAUUAUUUUCGUAUUUCUUUCCGUUAAACAUUGAACACUGGAAUCAAUUGGUUCUCCGCCUUAAUCUGAAUAAUUGAUCUCCCAGUUUCCUACAUCGACAGAAAAAGAAAAAGUUAAAGCCUGCAAUUGCUGACUUUGUAUGCCCCCUCCCUCUCUUUCUCUGUCUUUUCAUUUUAUUAGCACCGAAACCGCAUUUACUCCAUUUGAUUUCAUGACAAAUAGUCAGGUGUUAGUCUAAGGUGCAGGUAACAGUGCUAUUCACUAUGGCAAUUGAAGUAAUCAGCCCAAGAAUCUCGUUUUCUUACUAUCUCAAUGCAGAAGCCAUUGAAGAACAUCAUCACCAUCAUCAUCACCAGAGUUCCGAUUUCGUUUUCAAUUUUGGCGAUAGUUUUGUCCAAGAAUUGUCUUCAGCUGAUGAGCUCUUCUCUAAUGGCAAGAUUCUACCCAUGGAAAUCAAGAAAAAGCCUGUUGUCGCAAAGCCUGUUCCUGUUCCUUCUCCUCCCAAGAAAAGAUUGAAGGAAUUUUUAUCAAUGAGUAUUGAUGAUGCAGAUGACAAGCCUGCAUUCAAAUCUUUGUGGCAGUUCAAGAGAAGCAUUAGCCUCAACUCUGGAACCAAAACCCUAAUCCGCUCUCUUCACUUUCUUUCCCGGAGCAAUUCAACUGGUUCAGCUUCAAAUCCAAAACCAACAAUGCUUUCGAAAGAAACCGAGAAGCAGCAUUUGCAGAAGCAACCAUCUUUGUCAACAAAAUCAUCGCACUCACAUUCUUCUGGUGCAUUUUAUGCUUACACUAAUUCUACUACACACAAGUCUCCAUUAAAGAGCAGCAAUUGUGGAUCAUAUGGAAAUGGAGUUGGAGUCAAUUCUGUUUCGAUUUCCAAUGUAUCGGUGGUGAGUUUUUUUGGGUUUGGUUCACUCUUCUGUAACCCGAAGGGUAAAAAGAAGAAAAAAUGAAUACAUUACUUCUUAGUUGAGUUUAGCUGUCCGUGAACUAGCAUAUCUGUAAAUUGAAGAGAGCAAGAACCCUAAUAUUCAAGGUACCAUGGAUAUCCAUUUACUUU